Closterium sp. Naga37s-1 is the source of this 2529-nucleotide messenger RNA. The record is from the annotation of a GenBank genome assembly. NCBI's taxonomy places the organism in Eukaryota, Viridiplantae, Streptophyta, Zygnematophyceae, Desmidiales, Closteriaceae.
CUGCGGAGUCCGGAGUCUGGGGGUUCUGCGUCUGGAGGUACGAGGUCUGGGAGUCCUGCACCUGGAGGAGCCCUCUCCUCGGAGCAGCUACGUGCGUGGUACUUAGAGUACUGCAGCCUCCGGAGAGGUACCGCUCGAGCCGGACGUACUACUGGGACUGGUGCUAGUACUUCUUCUCCCGUUCGGGAGCUCCCCUCCCGCGAGCGGAUCCGUGAGUGGUACGAGCGGCGCUGCACUCUUCGGAGUGGCGUGCCUCGUGUUACGAACCCCGCUGCUGUUGGAGCUGCUGCUGGUGCUGAGGACCCGGGCGUUGGAGCUGCUGCUGGUGCUGAGGACCCGGGCGUUGGAGCUGCUGCUGGUGCUGAGGACCCGGGCGUUGGAGCCGCUGCUGGUGCUGAGGACCCGGGCGCUGGAGCUGCUGCUGGUGCUGAGGACCCAGGCGUUGGAGCUACUGCUGGUGCUGAGGACCCGGGCGUUGGAGCUACCGCUGGUGCUGAGGACGUGGACGCUGGAGCUGCUGCUGGUGCUGCCGACCCUGGUGCGGGUGUCCCUGCUGGCUCUGGUGUCGCUGCUCGGUCUCAGCCGUACUUUGUUCCGCUCCUUCAGCAGGUUCUUGGUCAGCUUCCUCCUCCUUUUCCUCCUCCCUCCUUAGAGUGUCCUCAGCCUGUCCAGCUGCAGUCGGCGUUACCGUCUGCCUCCUCUCUCCUUGGUCCUGCUCCUUACACUGGUCCGACUGGAGGUCUUACUGAGCGGCGUGAGCCUGCGUCUCGUCCUGCGUCGCCUGAGUCUCGUCCUGGGUCGCCUGUCCGCACUGCUCUCUCUAGUCAUCGAGUCCAGCGUCAGCGUCUUCCUGCUGUCCCAGGCACUCACCGGAUGGCGCUUCGUCCGUCCACUGCUCCACAGCGUGUCCCACUGCCGUCUCCUCCUGCUUCCUCUCUUCCUGCUCUUCCUGACCCUGGGUCAGACUCUCUUCGUGCUACCAGUCCUGCUGUCACGCGUCUCCUGGCCACUGUUGUCACUGACCCUUCCUUUGAGUCUGCUGCUGCGUCUGCCUUAGUUGCUGAGCUUGUCGACUUUGCUGCUCGCUGUCGUCUAGACUACGCUGCUAGCCUAGUUGCUGAGUCUGAGUCUGUCUGUCCUCCGUCCGUCGGGGGUGAGUGUGCUCUUGGCACUGACGUCCUUGAGGACAGGCAGGAGGAGUUCCAGUGCUUUGCUGCCACUUUGCCCCAUCUCGUGUCCAUGCUUGUUGCCCCUGAGGGAGACCCGGAUGCACCAGACAUCCCGACCCCACGCUCUUACGCAGAGGCGAUGGCCGGUCCCUACUCCUCUCAGUGGCAGUCAGCCAUGGACACAGAGAUGGCUUCCUGGAAGUCCACAGGCACCUACGUCGACGAGGUUCCCCCGCCUGGGGCGAACAUCGUCAGUGGCAUGUGGAUUUUCAGGGUGAAGCGGCCGCCGGGUUCUCCGCCUGUCUUCAAGGCGCGUUACGUUGCACGAGGCUUCAGUCAGCGCGAGGGAGUUGACUUCUUCCAGACCUUCUCCCCGACCCCGAAGAUGACCACUCUUCGGGUUCUGCUGCACGUCGCCGCUCAGCGUGACUACGAGCUCCACUCGCUUGACUUCAGCACUGCUUUCCUGCAGGGCAGCCUGCACGAGGAGAUCUGGCUGCGCCGUCCACCUGGCUUCACUGGGUCGUUCCCUCCUGGUACCCAGUGGAGCCUCCGACGGCCAGUCUACGGUCUCCGCCAGGCGCCUCGUGAGUGGCACGACACACUGAGGACUACGCUUGCGGCUCUUGGGUUCGCGCCUUCUACUGCUGACCCGUCGCUGUUUCUACGCACCGACACCUCACUGCCGCCGUUCUACGUCCUUGUGUACGUCGACGACUUGGUUUUUGCUACUGCUGACACUGUGGCACUCGCCCACGUGAAGUCGGAGCUGCAGAAGAGACACACGUGCACAGACCUGGGUGAACUGACAAGCUAUCUUGGCUUGCGGAUCACCCGGGACAGAGCACGCCGCACCAUCACCUUGACUCAGUCACACAUGGUGCAGCAGGUCCUUCAGCGCUUCCGCUUCACGUACUCCUCGCCUCAGCCCACUCCUCUGCCUACCGGUCACUCGCUCUCAGCUCUGCCUUCGGAUGAGUCCGUAGAGCCGAGUGGCCCCUCCAGUUGUGAGGCUGAGAUCUACGCCACAGCCAUGGCGGCCCAGGAGCUACGCUGGCUCACCUACUUGCUGACCGACCUUGGAGAGCAGCCUCGUUCUCCUCCAGUGCUGUACGUCGACAACAAGGCAGCCAUUGCCUUGUGUGAGGAGCACAGACUGGAGCACAGAACGAAGCACAUUGCUCUGCGUUACUUCCUCGCUCGAGAGCUGCAGCAGCGUGGUCAGCUUCGCCUGCGUUACGUGGCCUCUGAGGCCAACACUGCUGAUGUGUUCACCAAGGCGCUUCAGCCUUGUGACCAUCAGCGCUUUUGCACUCUUCUAGGCCUUGUGCCUACUGGACCUCACUUGCUUACUUCUUGA